This is a messenger RNA of Lindgomyces ingoldianus, 1860 nucleotides long. RefSeq names its product nuclear localization protein. The transcript has 3 exons. Gene Ontology annotation, molecular function: chromatin DNA binding. NCBI's taxonomy places the organism in Eukaryota, Fungi, Ascomycota, Dothideomycetes, Pleosporales, Lindgomycetaceae. Gene Ontology annotation, cellular component: nucleus. The coding region runs from base 91 to 1557 and encodes 488 amino acids. The record is from RefSeq and is a predicted model, not a curated record.
CUCGAUUUCAAUCCACGCUCCAGUGCCGACGCAUCUAAGGUCCUCUAGCUCAAUCUCAUCCACACAACCCUUUUCCCGCAUCCAGCUCCUAUGGCACGAGGCAGACCGUCACGAGCUGCUGCUCGUCGCAGCACGCCCGUGAGAAGCGCCGCCCUGCAACAAGACUCAGACGAUGAAAUGGUCGACGCUCCGGACUCGCGCGCGGAGACUCCACCACAUGAAGAAGAUGCUGAAACCCCCGUUCAAGAAAGUGAUGGAGAAAAGGCUCCUUCCGAGCCUUCGUCACCCCCCGUUGUCCAACCCUUUCCCCGCAAAAAGCGCCUUGGUCGUCCACCCAAGAAUCGUCCUCCCGAUUGGAAUGUUAUUGAGCCCGACAAUGCCUCUGAAGGUGGCACUCCUGUAAAGCGCAAGCGGGGACGGCCUGCAGGUGGAGGAGGUUUCCGAGGACGAGCUCGAGGCGGCCCAUCGCAUACGACCAGAGUACCGAUUGACAAGGAGGGGAACAUGAUGGAUGUUGUUAACGACGAGGUUGAUUUGCCUGAGGAUUCUGAAGGGGAACAGAAGGUGGACAAAUUGGGAAAUCUCAAAGGAGGCCGAGAUUAUCGUGUGCGCGUGUUCAAAAUCACCGGAAGGGGCGACAGGCUGUACAUGUUGUCCACAGAACCCGCUCGCUGUACGGGCUUCAGAGACAGUUAUCUGUUCUUUACGAAGCACAUGCAGCUCUACAAGAUUAUCAUCGAUGACUCCGAAAGGAGGGACUUGAUCGAUCGGGACAUCAUUCCACAUUCCUACAAAGGCCGUGCGAUUGGUGUUGUUACUGCUCGCUCUGUGUUUAGAGAGUUUGGUGCACGCAUAAUCAUUGGAGGUAAACGCAUCAUCGACGACUACUAUGUUACUGCCGCUAAGGAGAGGGGUGAUAUUGAGGGCGAAAUCGUGGAUCCAAAUGAUAAGCUGCCACCACUUGGGGAACCUUACAACAAGAACCAAUACGUGGCCUGGCACGGUGCGAGCAGCGUCUACCACACUGGAGUCCCGAGUGUACCCACAGCAAAUGGAAAGCCCGUGCCUGGAAAGAGAAAGGUGAACAUUACGUCAGCGAACUGGCAAUUCGAACAUGGCCGUGCUGCAAGCCGCUUUAAUUCCUCUCUUUCUGCUUUGCGAAAGGCCAACAUGGCAGGAGUUUACGAACCACACACGAAUUUGAUGUGUUAUCCAAAGAUUACCCAGCCAACCCACGCACGGUGGGAAGAAAUCCCGGACGACCCUGAGGUUCCCGAGAUAGUCCGUCGAAAUUAUCUCCUUGUCGACACAUACAUUCAAUCACCUCCGUUCACAGGCCUAGGCAUCCCUGGACCAGAUGGAGACUUCUGCGACGUUGGACCGAACGGCUUGCCCGAUCUGGAAGAGGAAGAUCUCAGGCAGAUGACAUCGGAGACUCGGGAGGCCUUCUUACAAGCACAACGAGAGGAAUUGGAAUGGAAGGAACAGUGGCGCUCAGAGAGUAUAGACGGUUGUCGCGUGAAGCCCAAGAUAGGAUUCACAGGUGUACCGGUUUGAAGAAUUAUAAAAGAUGUGGGAGGCUUGGGAUGUAAGAUAUCCGUGUUAUGUCUGCGCUUUCCACCAAUCCACAUUGUACCUUAGGUAUUGUUUGGCUUUUCGGACCCAUUCUAGAGCCAUAGCUUCCUUUGACUCGCGUCCUCAUUCCCCUGUCUUCCUCGCGACCUUCUAGACGAAAACUGGAGCAUGUGAGGAGAUCGCCGACACCGCCGUUUUCUGAAUGAAGCAAGCACCCCAUGACUACACACAAUAAAGCUUAUUCACACUAGUCCAGCGUUAGCACAUUGGUACCAUGGAACUAAG